Messenger RNA from Penicillium odoratum, 597 nucleotides. RefSeq names its product HD domain-containing protein. The transcript is spliced from 3 exons. The record is from RefSeq and is a predicted model, not a curated record. Bases 1 to 597 code for a protein of 198 amino acids. Lineage: Eukaryota; Fungi; Ascomycota; Eurotiomycetes; Eurotiales; Aspergillaceae.
AUGAACUCAACUACCCCAUCCACAAAAGCCGAAUCUUUAAUCACUGCACUCGAACAGUAUGGUCAAGGCGACUACAUCGGCGAAUCGAUCAGUCAGCUAGAACACUGUUUACAGGCAGCAGACCAGGCCCGUCAAUCAGGGGCCAGAGAUGAGUUAGUUAUUGCGGCCUUAUUGCAUGACAUCGGCCAGAUCAUUCCCCUGGAGUCUACCAAGGAGGUUCGCAUGAACAUCCGGGAAAGCAAAGAAAACGUCGGCCGUGUAGGCCACGAAGCUAUCGGAGCCGCCUAUCUCCAGUCUUUGGGAUUCAGCGAUACAGUGUGCCGGCUAGUCAAUAGCCAUGUUGCUGCGAAACGGUAUCUCACGGCGGUAGAUCGCGAGUACUAUGAUUCUUUGUCUUCUGCCUCGCAGAAGUCAUUGGCCUUUCAAGGUGGGCCAUUCAAAGGAGACGAGUUGCAAGCGUUUGAGAAGGAUCCAUUGCGGGAUGAAAUGGUCUCGCUACGUUUGUGGGAUGAUAAGGCCAAGUUGGUGGGAGUCGAGGCUACCACGCCGCGUGCACGAACCUAUUUGGAUAUGAUUGUCUGUCAUCUAUCUUACUAG